Molecule: messenger RNA, 2470 nt
Organism: Hylaeus anthracinus
Lineage: Eukaryota; Metazoa; Arthropoda; Insecta; Hymenoptera; Colletidae
Exons: 2
Coding region: 1358-2461 (367 amino acids)
Source: RefSeq, a predicted model, not a curated record
CCCCCCCGCGCCACGAGGGAUCCAUCGGCAACGAUCGAACGUCGAUCCACCACCACCUUCGAUCGAGCGUUGCGCGGAGGCUCGUCGGUCGUUCGUUUCGCCACACCGUCACCCGUCUUCUCGCGAGUUGGUUGUUUAUCAUCGCGGAGGGAGCAUCGUACGACCUCGCCAGGGUGUUUUCGCGCGGUGACGGAACGUGUCGGAGCACAGUCAGCUAAGCGCCGGUGGUCCGAGCCAGGUUUCGCGAUACGCGAUACACGUCCGCGAGCAGUGGGUGAGAAGUGGUGGCAAGUGAACCCCGCGAAUUAUUCUCGCGAAAGAAAUCUCCGCGCGUGAUUACGACCCUCCGCGACUCCGGAAGGAUACGCGCUCCCACGGGCCGGGAAGGGGGGUGGGGAGGGCAGUCAGUGAAAAGAGAAACAGUGAUACGGGGACAGAGACAGGGAUAAAGAGAGGAGGUGGUGGCGGUGACUGGGAAGAGAGGGAGAAAGAAAGAGUGAGAGAAACCCGUUAAGGCGGUACGAGUAACGUGUCGGUAGAAGUUCUUGCGAUUGAUAGAGGGACCGAGAGAGAGAGGAACAGAGCGAGGUCGACGAAGGUAAUCGGUAGCAUCAACCUGCGUGCUUCGACAAGACCGAUUAAAGGCGAGCGAACGACGAUCCUUUCGUCUUCUUUGUCGCUAAUUCCCUUCGUCGAAGGCGUUUCGUCGAUCGUCUCCUAACCGCCGAUCGGAUUCACCCAGGAUCAUUCGCAGUGUAACGAGUACCCUCGGCGAUAUAUCGGACACGGGAAGUCAGAAACGAUUCGGUCGGUCGUUUUCAUUCAGGAUACAUCGAACGUCGCCUCGAUGCUACCUCGUAAACCAAUCCCGUGGUUUCCUAUCUUCGCGAACAAGCCGUUCUGACUACCGCGAGCUGGUUCCUUCGACCGUGUCGUUGAUUGCUCCAUCCUACCGCGGAAGAACCGCUGCCACGGCGGUCAGCGAUAAUGCGAGAGUACCGAAAACGCGGUACAAGGACGGUAACAGAGGACCAGUUGCCGCAUCCUCGGUGUUCGGCGAGAAGCUUCCAAGCGAGCCUGUGUUCGGCGAAACCGGAGUAACCAUGAGGUGGUCAUCGUAUUCUUCCAUCGUAGACGCGCCUUUUCACUCUUGCGACUGCCACCGCGACCAAACGAAUCGCCGGUGGCUCUGAUCCAGCUGAUCAUCGACGGGUGUACAAGUUCGCCGGACACGGAGGCCGACGUGGAAAACGAUAGAACGAGCAAAGAUACGAGCGCCAGCGAUAUCGAGAUAAAAGCGAGGAAGCGGCGCGUAGAUAAGAAGGAGGGCUCGGAAAGGAGUGUGGAUGAGACCGUCAUGCCCGCUGAGAUCGACACGGGCGGGCCAAGGGUGCUGCACUGUGAUUACCGUGCCGACUGCCCGAUACCGAUCGUAGCCUCAGCUUCCACCGAGUCUUCCUUGCGCCGCGAUAAUAGAGCCGUUCGAGCCUCCAUCGCGCGACGACUACCGCGGAUCGAUUCCAACGAAUCGCUCGACGAAGAAGCUACGAAGUCUCGUCGUUGCUCCGUUUUGCCAUCGAGACGAGCAGGAUCGAGAGGAUUCCAAAGAACCGAGCCAAACGUUCCUAGGCUUGCCGAUGCGUCGCAAGCCAUCCGAGAUGAUCGCGAUGACUCUUGCCUGGAACUGCCAGAGUCCAGGCUCCGCGGUGUCGUCGACGAGCACGCGGAGAAUUCAGUGACAAAGCGUUGGCGAUUUCGUGCUUUCGAUCCCACGAGGAAUCGAUUCCCGAGCGGGAACGACGGGGAACGGGGCUGCUGCUCUAAACGCGAUUUCUCGGCCGAGAACUGGCCGCAGGUCCACGCAGCGGAUUGCGUGCGAAUAGGGAAGGCAUUGUUCUCUAGUCAGUCGAGCGACCGAACCUACGAGAAGCUCGUUCCAGGGAGCGUGCUUCCGUCCUUGGUCGAUGAAACGUGGAAGGAAGUGGACUCGACGAAUUCCUGGAGACGUGAGUCGUGCGUCGCCAAGGUCGCGCCGAGCGUUCGCCAGACCGAGUUUCCUCGUGACGACGGGUCCACGAGGUGUCCCCGGGGAACGAGGAAGAAGAGACGCGAGUGUCCAAACAGCCGUUCGUCGUACAUUCGGUUAGCCUUUCUCCUGUUCCUCGUCGCGUUCGGGCAGUGCGGGCUCCGUAAAUCGAGCGUGUUCAACUGCAGUGCGAGACCGAGUACCGGCGUGUUGAGUGUAUUCGCGAUUGGCACAGUUAUCAGUGCAGUGAGUGCCGCGCCGGUUGAUUUAACGGGCGAUGCCGGCGUGAGGGCCGAACGAUCCGCCAAUUUGUCCCACAUCACCGGCGCUUCCAGGAAAAUACAGAUGUACAUCAAGAAUCGACAUCUACAGAUCCUGCCGGAUGGCACGGUGAACGGAUCCAACGACGACACGUCGGAUUACAAACACCUUUAGGAAAAAGCC